This is a messenger RNA of Trichosurus vulpecula (common brushtail), 3172 nucleotides long. RefSeq names its product maturin, neural progenitor differentiation regulator homolog (gene MTURN). Gene Ontology annotation, cellular component: cytoplasm. Bases 563 to 958 code for a protein of 131 amino acids. Lineage: Eukaryota; Metazoa; Chordata; Mammalia; Diprotodontia; Phalangeridae. Gene Ontology annotation, biological process: positive regulation of megakaryocyte differentiation; regulation of signaling. The record is from RefSeq and is a predicted model, not a curated record. The transcript has 3 exons.
GUUCGGUGACUAGGAGGAGCUGAGGGAGGCGAUUGCGUCCCGUCCUCUCCGUGGAGCUAGAGCAGCGUCCGCCCCCGCUCCCCCCCCCGCCCCGACUCCAGCCAGCCGCUGGCCACGCUGCCCGCUCAGCCCAACUGUCCGUGUAGCGGGAGGGAGAAGGAAGAGGAGGGGAAGGAGGAGGAGGAAGAGGAGGAGGGGCACAGCCCGUCGCCGCAGCCCGCCCCCAGCCCGCCCGCCGCCUGCUUUUUACCCUCAACAUGUAAACAGUCCCCGUUAAGAGUUCUCCAGGGAGCCGGAGCGGGAGAGCUGGUCAUUAAAGCAGGUCCGCGACGAGCCCCCUGGUCCCGCGGAUUCCCCGGCCGGAAUCGCCGACGUAUUGGGAGGCAAGAGCCCAGAAGAAGCCCGGGCUGAGCCGAGCCGAGUUGAGCGCAGCGCUCGCGGAGGGGAGAGGCCGAGAGCAGCGCCCAGAGGGCCGGAGAGCUAGAGCGGGGGAGCCAGAGAGGAGGAGCGAGCGAGCGAGCCGGGCAGUGGAGAGGGGAGCGAGGCAGGGGCGACCGACGGCAUGGAUUUCCAGCAGCUGGCUGACGUUGCGGACAAAUGGUGCUCCAACACCCCUUUCGACCUCAUCGCCACGGAGGAGACGGAGAGGAGGAUGGAUUUCUACGCUGACCCGGGGGUCUCCUUUUACGUGCUGUGCCCGGACAACGGCUGCGGGGACAAUUUUCACGUCUGGAGCGAGAGUGAAGACUGCUUGCCUUUCCUGCAGCUGGCACAGGAUUACAUCUCCUCUUGUGGCAAGAAGACCCUCCAUGAAGUGUUGGAAAAAGUCUUCAAGUCUUUCAGACCUUUGCUGGGGCUCCCAGAUGUAGACGAUGACGCAUUCGAAGAAUAUAGCGCCGACGUGGAAGAGGAGGAGCCCGAAGCUGACCACCAACAGAUGGGCGUCAGUCAGCAGUAAACUUUGGAGGGUUGUGAGCAGGACAGAUGUUAACUUCUUGGUGCCAGGUGGGGUCAUGGGUCCUGUGUUUGCAUUUUGCAUUCGCUCAUCACCACAGGAGGUCUGACUCCCAGCAUCUGAAUUAAAAUGAAAUAGAAUUUUAACCACCAUGAAAUAUCUGUGAUAAGCUUUGCUAUGGGGUGGUCUGACGCCCCCCAGCCCCUGCCCCUUCUGCUCCCAGCAGGUGUCUGGGGGGUCGUCUUGGUUGCCUUGUGCCAUUUUGAAUCUAGAAUCUGUUUUUGUAGCCAGCUUCAUUUUCUCUUUUGUUCACUGUAAAGGAUUCACAUCCGCUGACUUGAAUGUCUGGUUUGAGGAAUGUAUCAGGCCUGGAUCUGGCCGAGGGAGAGCCACGUGGGAGGUAGAAGUCAGCUACAUUUUUUUGUUGAUUUUAUGACCUUUUAACUACUAGUUAGAGAUCUUGCUUCUAAAGCAGGUGUUUUGAUAUAUCUACAUACUUUGUUAAAUGCAGAAGAGCAGCUUAAAAAGGGGGAUGGGAAUUCCUCAGAUUGGUUUAGGAGGAGUUGGAGAUAAAUACAAACCUCUGAUAAGGGUUGUUUUUUUUUUAAUCUCACUUCAACAUUUAUUAAGCCCCUACUGUAUGUGAAUCUAUUAUCCAAAUAUUUUUAAAUGAUACCAUCGCUGCCCUCAGGGAGCUCACUUUCUGUUAGGAGGUUGGCUGGGGUACGUUAGACAUUCUUAACCUAAAUAGCUAGGUAAAUCAUUACAAACAUAGUAGAUGACUUUGAAAACUUCCCAAGUCUAAAUGACAAUAUGUUAAGGAUCAUGCCACCAUCUAGAACUUAGAAGAUGAGCCUCAAAGAGUUGUUUGCAGUGACCAAACCAGGGUCACACAGAUGGUAACUAUUAGGGGUCAGAUUUGAAUCUAGGUCUCCUUGAUUCAAGGAUCACACAUCUAAAAGGAACUUUAGUCCAACCCCCUUGUUUUACAAAUGCGGAAACUAAGACAUAGAGCAGCAUGGUGACUUACUCAAGGUCACACAGGUGGUAAGUAGCAGGACUGGAAUCUGAACCCUCUGCCUCCAAAUCCCUUGUUCUUUCUGCUGCACCGGGCUGCCUCCAGAUCUAGGACUUGGUGACCUCCCUUGCACGCUGCCUCUGAAGUCCAAAGCCACUUUGUAAUAGAGAGAUGAAAACAAUCAACGAGCGACAUUGGGUGAUUUUGUAAAAGUGUCUCUAAAAUAUCAUGUGAGAAGUGAAACUUUCAACUUCACACUUUUCUGGUGAGUUGACAACUUGUUAAUAUCCUGAUGUCAUUCAAAAUUCAAGUGCCAUGUCAACCUUGAAGCCAUAUCUACAUUUGUUAGGAGAGUCAACUCAACCAUGGUCAGAAUUUUAAAAAACGUAUCACUUUCCCUAUCUGCCUUUUAGUCUUUAAAGAGAACAAGGAGGAAAGGGUCCCAUUCUAUAAUCUACUACACUUUAAAAGAAUCAAAUGCUUCUAAAUGUCUGGUUUUAGCCAAUUUUUGACAUGAUGUGAAAAGUCUCAGUCCUUUCAUAUAAGAUUAAGUUCACUAAAAGUUGGCGAUCGAGGCACCAGAAUAACAUAGAUAACUCCCAGAAGCACCCACUGCCUCCAUUAUCAUUCAUUCCACAAACAUUUGGGGAGAACAUUUUGGGCAGCAGGAUCCUUUUAGGGUGUGUUUUCUUAUCCCCUUCUCUUGGUUGGCACUUUGGAUGACUUGGGAUGGGGAAUGCUUCCAUAGCCCAAGAUGAGUCUCAGUGGUCAGUUUCAGGGGUGGGAGAAUGCUUGAGCAUGCAUGGGUUGGUGGGUCAGUAUGGCUGCCAUUUUGCAUUCUGAAGGCCUCCAAAGUAUGUUUGCCAUGUGGCCAAAAUCAUGAAUUAAAAAAAUAUAUGUAUGUACAUAUAUACACAUAUUCAUGUAUAUAUGUAUAAGCUUCAAUGCUUAUUGGGUUUUGCAUAAUCUUUUUAGGACGUAGGCAUAAACCUGAUAGCUCCAGUUUUUUUGGGUGAGCCUGUAGGAAGGUGGAUUAAUGGUAGGAGAUCAUUGACUGCUCAUCAUAUAACACUUUAUAAGAGUCCCAAGUAGUUUAUUUUCUCAAAUCAAAUGCAGUUUUUGUGGUUUCCAUCCCUUCUUUGGUACCCAAGUUUUUACUUUCUCUCUAUUAAUAAAAACAGAUUAUAGUCCUAUGAAAA